AUGGCACCAAAACACUGCCUUUGCCAUUCCAAACUUGGAGUCAGCCAAGGCGGGAUCGAAAUAUCUGAGAUCUUCAAAGAGACGAAUGAGCCUUUGAACGAGCAAAGUGUAACUGCACUUCUUCCUAUUCAUUUCCUAAGACAUUCCAAGAUCAUAAUAUGGUUGUCGGACGAUAAUAUGGAGCAGAUGCCGAUGUGGUGCCCACCAACACCUCCAACGACGGAUAACGAUGUUUACAUCGACUACUCGUUGGGAUUCCUUUAUGAGAACACCCCUAUGUCGGAGGCCCAGUUACCACCAGUAUACAUUAAAAAGGAACAAAAAAGGAGUAGGGCUGAUGCCGGAAUUAGCGAUCGUGAUGGACGACGCGCGGUUAAAAUGCGACACAAAGAAGAGUCUGUUUACGCGCCGAGAUCAUUGUUUGAUCGGCCAUCACCGGCGCUCAUGAAAAUGCGUCGUGAUAUGAAAUUGCACAAGCAUCGUGCAAUUGUUCGUCCACCGAUUCCACUACCAGGCAUAAAGCCGUCGCACGUAUCGAAAUCUUCUACAGAUCAAGAGCAUGUCUUAGAUUGGAUGAUACACGAAGACUGGGCCCUCCUUCAAGCAAUUCAGAUCUAUCAAGGAUUGCCGUUGAAUCUAAUGAUUUUGUCGCCUGGACACACGCCCAAUUGGGAUCUGGUUGCAGACAUAGUGAACAAUACUUCUCGGAUAUACAGGUCCCCCAAACAGUGUAGAAGCAGAUACGAAUCGGUUAUAGUACCGAGAGAAGAAGGGAAGUUACUCUACGAUACCACACCGAAAAAACAAAAGAAACAGAAAGGCGUUUAUAAGAUGCCUCAAGUGUCCGAGCAACAAAGUAAAACUAACAGACCAAUGAAAACCUCCCAGUUAUAUAAUCAGGAUAAAAAUCAUUCGUUUACGUUAAUGUGCUGUCAGAGGUUCGAUACCAUAAAAUCUGUGUCCAAUAAGAGAACACCCACCGUUAAACCGUUACUUGUUAAUCCGUUGAUGAAGAACCCUACCAACGCAGCAGUUUUAGCUGAAUGUGGCAUUCAGUAUGAUAAUCCAUUAGCCCCCAUAGAAGUUGCGACAAGGCGUGCUGAUAGGAUCGCGAAGGAAAAACUUAAGCAUGCUGUAUUAACGGCUGAACAGCAGCAACAAGUAGCCGCUCGGUUACUGCAACAGCAACAGCAGCAGCAGCAGCAACAGCAAGCUCAACAACAGCAAGCUCAACAACAACAACAGCAGCAGCAUAUCAGUAGUCCCCAAGUGCAUCAGUUGACUCAGGUCGUCACUACUGUUGCAACGACAGGGUUGACAACUAUGAAAACAGUUACAACUAUGACGACAAACGUUACCACAUGCGGCACAACGGUUGCUGCUUCGACAGUCAAAACUCGGCCAGGUGUAACAUUGACCAUGCAAGAUGCAAGGACAACACCGACGGUUGUUAGCGUAGCCAAUCUUCAAGCUGCCCAAAGAAUUGCAACCGCGAGUUUAGUGUCCGCUGCACAGAAUUCGCCGGCAGCCACUCAAAAGGGUAUUGUUGGGGUCACCGUGGCAACUGCUUCUGGUAGUAAAACGCUGACUGCUGCACAACUACAAUAUUACAGACAACAACAAGUUCUUCUGCGACAACAGCAGUUGAAGGUAUUGCAGGCACAGGCUGCGAGUGGUCAGAAAGUAUCGGUGGCGGUUUCUGCUGCUGCCGCACAGCAGAGAGCUACGUUGAUGAAACAGGGUCUAGCUGCUGGCACUGUUACUCAAGCGUCUGUUGGAAAGCAGACCGUGGCACGCACGGUAUCAGAAACUGAGAUGGCCGCCCUGAUCAAGCGACAAGCGUUGCAACAGCAAGCGAAAGCCGUAGCUCAGGUACAAGUACCUGCGCAAGCCGGUCUCACGCCGGCACAAAUAUUCGCACAAGCUGGUUUACAAGUACAGCAAGCCGGAACUUCCGCUAGUGGCACGCCUGUCGCUACUUUGGUGAAAGCUGCGAACGUUGGUGUCCGUACCGCGACACCUCAGCAAAUCCGUCAACUUGCUCUGCAUCCCCAAAUUAUCACUCAAAGAAAAUUGCCGGCGCAAAAGGUGGCUCAGCUGACAUACAACAAGUGA
Messenger RNA from Dufourea novaeangliae, 2115 nucleotides. RefSeq names its product E1A-binding protein p400-like. Lineage: Eukaryota; Metazoa; Arthropoda; Insecta; Hymenoptera; Halictidae. The record is from RefSeq and is a predicted model, not a curated record. The transcript has 9 exons. Bases 1 to 2115 code for a protein of 704 amino acids.